CCUGGUCGUGGUCGUCCUCCUCACCGCGGUCGCCUCUCUCACUUCACUCAACUCACUCACUGCUGCUGUCGUACUUGUGGCCACUGCUCUGCUCCCUCCCCUCGCCUCGCCCUCAGAUCCAUCCAGCCCCCGCCGCCCCCCGCAACCGCGACAUCCACCGCCCCAUCCCCCAUGGCCGCCGCCGCCGCAGACCGCCGCUUCAAGAUCUUCGCGGCCGCCGACGCCUUCGGCCAGCCGCUCAAGGACGCCGUCGUCGCGCACCUCCGCGCCCACCCUUCCGUCGCCGACGUCGUCGACCUCGGCGUCGACAAGUACUACGCCGCCGCCGCCGCCGUCGCCCGCAGCGUCAUCGCCACCCCCACCUCCUCCUCCGACCCCGCCCUCGAGGCCCGCGGCGUCGUGGUCUGCGGCACGGGCGCCGGCGUCGCCAUCUUCGCCAACAAGUACCCCGGCGUCUACGCCACUCACUGCGCCACCGCCGCCGACGCCGCCAACACCCGCUCCAUCAACGCCUGCAACGUCCUCGCGCUCUCCGGCCUGGCCACCCCGCCCGACGCCGCCGCCGCCAUCGCCGACGCCUGGCUCGCCACCCCGUUCCGCGCCCCGUGCCCGGCCUCCGGCGACGCCCCCUGGCCCGACGACAUCCAGCGCUUCUUCGACUCCGCGCCCGCCGAGAUGGCCGCCAUCCCCGACAUCUCCUCCGCCUCCGUCCCUGACUCCGCCUGCGCCAUCUGCUGCCUGAGGAAGGGGAUGGAGUUCGAGCCGGUGGGGAUCAUGCCCGGCGGCGAGAUGCGGAUCGUGCGGGAGAGCCCCACGUCGGCGUACGUCCGGUUCAAGGCCGGGAGCGUGGAGCCGGCGCACCACCACACGUUCGGCCACGACCUGGUGGUGAUCAGCGGCAAGAAGAAGGUCUGGAACCUCACCAAGAAGGAGAGCUACGACCUGGUCGACGGCGACUUCCUCUUCACGCCGGCCGGCGACGUGCACCGCGUCAAGUACUUCGAGGACACCGAGUUCUUCAUCCGCUGGGACGGCCAUUGGGACAUCUUCCUCGACGAGGACCUCGACGCCGCGCGCAGAGCCAUCGAUGCGGAGCUUGGAGCAGCAACCGCCAAGUGAGGCUGCCAUGGCCCAUGUGUUGUGAUGAUGAGGUUGUUUGCCAAGGUGCCUCCAUGUCCCCAUUCCUUGUGUUUUAGUACUACCAUGCUUUGUUCUACAGAAUGUUGCUGGUUUGACCUUGAUAUGCUUGUACAAAUAAUAAAAUGUGUAUUGCAAGGUUGCUGGAUCCUUGGUCAAGGUUGAAACUCAUGCCUUUUCACAAUUUUGUGGCAAUUAUGUUGAUUGUUAUGGUUGUCAAUUAUUUAAUGUUAGCUGUUACGCAACCAUGAGAGUGUUUUGGCUUGAAUAGUACUUGAUUC
Molecule: messenger RNA, 1418 nt
Organism: Oryza sativa Japonica Group (Japanese rice)
Lineage: Eukaryota; Viridiplantae; Streptophyta; Magnoliopsida; Poales; Poaceae
Product: DNA damage-repair/toleration protein DRT102
Biological process (GO): carbohydrate metabolic process
Molecular function (GO): isomerase activity
Source: RefSeq, a predicted model, not a curated record